AUGGCUUAUGGCUUUGUUUUGAGAGGACAUGGAUUUGAGCAUGCACACGUGUCUUUUUGGAACAGGAUUGCAUAUCCUUACCUGAUAUUUCGAGUACUCAAGCAAAUAAAUGUCCGUGUUCUACUUGUGCUUUUGCUCUUGCUCUUAGGUUUUGGAGUGAUCUUUUACAUUGGAGCAAGUACUUCUCCAAUUAUUGUGUUUGUCUUCACAAUAUCAGAUGCAAUACGUGAUGGAGCACAAGGCUUCUUCAGGACCCAGUAUGGUACUAUUUGUAAGAUGGCAAUGCUACUAGCACUGGUGAUCCUCUGUAUAUAUUUGUUCCGCAGCACAACUCCUCAACAAGAAUCUUCUGGCCUUGGAAGGUCAACAUCUGCAUAUAUCACUGUUGCUGCAUUCCUUUUGGGAGCUUUGUGUUCGGGUGUUACAGGUUAUGUUGGGAUGUGGGUGUCAGUACGUGCAAAUGUUAGAGUUUCUAGUGCUGCGAAGCGGUCAGCUAGAGAGGCAUUGCAGAUAGCUGUUCGUGCUGGUGGUUUGUCUGCCAUAGUGGUGGUUGGCAUAGCCAUCCUUUAUGCUACAUUUUAUGUAUGGUUGGGUGUGGAUUCCCCUGGUUCAAUGAAGGUCACUUUGCCUCUUAUCCUUGUGGGAUAUGGAUAUGGAGCUUCAUUUUUUGCACUGUUUGCUCAGUUGGGUGGUGGAAUAUACACAAAAGCUGCUGAUGUUGGGGCUGACCUUGUUGGAAAAGUAGAGCAGGGAAUACCAGAAGAUGAUCCUAGAAAUCCUGCAGUGAUUGCAGAUUUGGUUGGAGAUAAUGUGGGUGAUUGUGCUGCUCGAGGUGCUGAUCUUUUCGAAAGUAUUGCUGCUGAAACAAUUAGUGCCAUGAUACUUGGGGGAACCAUGGCCCAGCGUUGCAAAAUUGAGGGUAAUGCAAAUCCAUCUGGCUACAUCUUGUUUCCUCUUGUCGUUCAUUCAUUUGACCUGGUCAUAUCUUCAAUUGGAAUUCUUUCAAUCAGGAGUACUCGUGAUUCUAGUGUGAAGUCUCCCAUAGAGGAUCCAAUGGCAAUCCUUCAGAAAGGAUACUCGGUUACAAUAUGUCUGGCAGUUCUUACAUUCGCUGCGUCUACCUAUUGGAUGCUUUAUACAGAGCAAGCACCUUCAGCAUGGGUUCAUUUUGCGUUAUGUGGAUUGGUUGGAAUCAUCACAGCUUAUAUUUUUGUCUGGAUCACCAAGAACUAUACUGACUACAAGCAUGGUCGUGUACGCACAUUGGCUCUUGCUAGCUCCACCGGUCAUGGGAUUAACAUAAUUGCAGGAGUUAGUCUGGGGCUGGAAUCAACAGCCCUUCCUGUUCUUGUCAUUAGUGUAUCCAUAGUUUCAUCUUUCUGGCUGGGUCACAUUGCAGGGCUGGUUGAUGAGGCUGGAAACGCCACAGGUGGGCUGUUUGGUACAGCUGUGGCCACAAUGGGAAUGCUCAGCACCGCAUAAUGCUGUUUGGGGUGCUCUCCUUGGUGGUUGCAGGUUUUAUCGCAAUGCUGAGCUUGCUUCUCUCGUGUCUCAAAAAUUGGUUGCGGAACCUGACCCUGACAAAGCUGCGGGUUAUCUUUCUCUUUUGGCACAUGUGUAUGCGACUGCUGAAAAGUGGCAGGAUGUUGCUACUGUGAGACAGAAGAUGGUCACGAUGGGUGUGAAAAAGCCUGCUGAUCGAAGCUGGGUUUAAAUAAAUGAAGUGUUUCAUGAUUCUGUGGCAGGUGAUAGGACUCAUGAAAAUACAUCUUCAAUUUAUGAGAUGCUUGGAAAGAUCCCCCAGCCAAGCAAAGUUGGAAGGCUAUAAACCAGACAUAUCAAAGGUGUUACCAGAUGUUUACGAGUAAGUCAAGCAGAGUACCAACAUUUUAUGUUGAUUUCCCACCUUUCUCCUUGAAAACGAAAACGCUGCCUCAUUCUGCUUCAAAAUUCUUGUUCAAUCUAGCAGAAGUUUUUCAUCUAA
This is a messenger RNA of Populus trichocarpa (black cottonwood), 1984 nucleotides long. RefSeq names its product pyrophosphate-energized membrane proton pump 2. NCBI's taxonomy places the organism in Eukaryota, Viridiplantae, Streptophyta, Magnoliopsida, Malpighiales, Salicaceae. Gene Ontology annotation, biological process: proton transmembrane transport. The coding region runs from base 1 to 1482 and encodes 493 amino acids. Gene Ontology annotation, cellular component: membrane. The transcript has 10 exons. The record is from RefSeq and is a predicted model, not a curated record. Gene Ontology annotation, molecular function: inorganic diphosphate phosphatase activity; diphosphate hydrolysis-driven proton transmembrane transporter activity.